CGCUACUCUCUUUCUCUAUUUUGUUGAGCUUGCUGCCGGAGGAGGAAGGAGACGAUUGAAGCCCUAGCUAGGUUGCACCCUCAGAUCUCGUCUCAAACCUCGCAUUCUCAUCAUGGCGAGAGGAUUAAAGAAGCAUUUGAAGAGGCUCAAUGCACCCAAGCAUUGGAUGCUUGACAAACUCGGUGGUGCUUUUGCACCUAAACCGUCUUCUGGACCACACAAAUCCAGGGAGUGUCUCCCACUCAUACUCAUCUUGAGAAACAGGUUGAAGUAUGCUCUUACUUAUCGUGAAGUCAUCGCUAUUCUGAUGCAGCGUCAUGUCCUUGUUGAUAACAAGGUCAGGACUGACAAGACGUAUCCAGCUGGCUUCAUGGAUGUUGUAUCAAUCCCCAAGACAAAUGAGAACUUCCGUCUUCUUUAUGACACAAAGGGCAGAUUCCGUCUCCACUCAAUCAGGGACGAGGAGGCUAAGUUUAAGCUAUGCAAGGUUCGUUCAGUGCAGUUUGGUCAGAAGGGUAUCCCAUACCUCAACACCUUUGAUGGUCGUACUAUCCGCUACCCUGACCCGCUCAUCAGGGCUAAUGACACCAUUAAGCUGGACUUGGAGGAAAACAAGAUCGUUGAUUUCAUCAAGUUUGAUGUUGGGAAUGUUGUUAUGGUCACUGGGGGAAGGAACAGGGGGCGUGUUGGAGUGAUCAAGAACAGGGAGAAGCAUAAGGGAAGUUUUGAGACAAUCCACGUUCAGGAUGCUACUGGUAACGAAUUUGCAACCCGUAUGGGAAAUGUGUUCACCAUUGGCAAGGGAUCAAAACCAUGGGUUUCACUUCCCAAGGGCAAGGGUAUUAAGCUGACAAUCAUUGAGGAAGCUAGGAAAAGGAUUGCUUCACAACAAGCAGUUACUGCAUAAAUCUCCUUAUGGAUGAAUAGACUUGAGUGUUUGCUAGUUUUAUUAUUUAAUGUUAUUGUUUUCACUUAGCUCGAGAUUUUUGGCUGUUGAAUUUUGGGUAUUAAAUUUUGCUCUAUACUAUGCCUUGAUUCUGCCGUUUAAUAUUUAUGAACAAGUUUACAUCACC
Molecule: messenger RNA, 1073 nt
Organism: Arachis stenosperma
Lineage: Eukaryota; Viridiplantae; Streptophyta; Magnoliopsida; Fabales; Fabaceae
Product: 40S ribosomal protein S4-2
Exons: 5
Coding region: 113-907 (264 amino acids)
Biological process (GO): translation
Cellular component (GO): ribosome; cytosolic small ribosomal subunit
Molecular function (GO): RNA binding; structural constituent of ribosome
Source: RefSeq, a predicted model, not a curated record